CCGUGCUCUCUUCGCCGAAACAUCCCACCAAUCCCCCGCCCCUCUGCUUCCUGUCGCCGCUCGCUCUGCUCCCCGCCCGAUGGAGUUCUCCCGCCGCGGCCCAGCCACCGACGACCCUCCGCCGCACGGAAGAGGUUCUUCCCUGCAUCACGGGAGGCUCCGAGACCGAGGCAAUCCAUGGAGAGGCAAUGCUGGUGAUGAGGGACGCCCUGCUGUGGCAGCUCCAGAAGGACCACCUUCGCCAGGAGAUCAUCAUGGCCGAGCUGGCCAAGAUAGAGCGUGCCAUGGCCCUGGGCGCUGCGUCCGGUCACCACAGCAUGCCGAUGCCCCGGGACAGCAUGCCGCAGCACAAAGGACCCGUCUUCGGCUGGGAACACUACGCCGACGUGGGUGAGGAAAAUGAUGUCAAACUACCAAGCAACUAUGGAAGGCAGAGUGCAGAGCCCAGAUCUUGGAACCCCAUCGCGGAAGAUCGCGCGGAAAAAUGCUGCAGCCCGUGCAAAUGCAGGGUUGAUCCGGGUGAACAUAACUCGGCAUUUGAUGAACAGAAACCGCGAGAUUCCAGUGAGAAUGUUCCUCCAAAUAAAGCGUCGCCUGCGGAGAAGUGGGAACUGACAGGAAUAACCAUACCAGUUAAGAAGCCGAAGCCACCCAUGAGCCCCAGAAAAAGAAAGAAGCCACCCAUGAGAUGGAGUUGCCCGGGGUGCCAGGUACAAGCAGACUGUGCGCAGGACGUACAUAAGCAUUGUGCCGGGAAGAAGCACCGGUCAAAUAUAGCAAGACUGGAAUCAGGCAUUAAGGCCCUCGGUGGUCAGAAGGCAAAAAAAGCAGCAGAACCUUCUCUUGGUACAUAUCAGAUGAAAACAUCCUUGAUAAGAUGGAGCUGCAGCACCUGCCAGGCCAACGGUACAUGCCAGUCAGACUUGGAGGAGCACCUCAAAGGCACAUGGCAUCAGCAUAACAUCAAUGCCUUAUGCAAAGGAGGCAACAACGAUAUUGUGGAGAACAUUUCACUGCAUGAAGCAAAAUCGCGCGAGAGCAAUGUGCCACAGCAUGCAGAGAAGCCACCUUUAGCAGGUUGCAACAUUUGCCAAGUUAUCUGUGGCCGCGAAUCAGAUCUUGAGAUCCACCUGAAGGGUAAAAGGCACUUAAAGAAGAUUCAAGCUCUAUUCGAAGAAAGCAAUACCAAGGCAAUCAAUUCUGAGUCUCUGAAAGCAAACUUGAACCUGGACAGCGGGCCGCUACAUGUGGAGAAAAUGAACUGUGACCUAGACUUGGAGAACCACGUCAGAGAUGAAAGACGCACACUGAAUGCUCGGACCCUUUGCGAAACAAUCAACCAAGAGGAAAACAGUCCACCAGAAAUUUCCAAAGAACAAACACCAUCCUUGGAAUGGGAUUGCACUAUGUGCCAGGCCAAAUGUGCCUCUAAAGCCCAUUUCGAGAAUCACUGCAUAAGCAGAAAGCAUCAACAGAGGACCCAGGUGAUACUCAGCGAAUGCGAUAUCACGAAAACGGGCAGGACCCAUGCGGUACUCAGCGAAGGCGAUAUCACGAAAAUGGGCAAUAUCCACAUGGAAGCAUCAUGCAAAGAAGGCAGUAACAAUGAUAUGGAAAAGAACGUUGUGUCACAGGAAGCAAAAUCGCAUGAGAGCAAUGUGCCAGAGCAUGCAGAGAAACCACCUUCAGUACAGAGCUGCAACAUUUGCCAAGGUAUCUGUAAUUGCGCACCAGAUUUUGAUAUGCCGCAACAUGUAGAGGAGACGAGUUGCAAAUUAAGCUGGGAGAGCUACCUCAGACCCAGAGACGAGAGUCUCCAACUGAUGGAUGAUUGGGCCCUUCGCGAAAAAAUUAACCAAGAUAAAAGCAAUCCACCAGAAAUGUCCAAGGACCAAAUAUCAUCCUCGGAAUGGGAUUGCGCUACAUGCCAGGCCAAAUGUAACUCUGACCCUCAAACCGAGCAUCACUGUAAAAACGGAAAGCAUCAACAGAAGAUCGAUGUGACACUCCACGAAGGCGAUAUUGCCGAAGUUAGCAGUCUCAAUGCAGCCCUUUGCAAAGAAGACAAUAACAGCCAUAUGGACGUUGCGGCAUGGGAAGCAAAAUCGGAUGAGUGCAUUGUGUCGCAGCAUGUAGAGAAGCCACCUUCAGUAUGGAGUUGCAGCGAUUGCCAAGUUAUCUGUGCCCGCGAAUCAGAUUUUGAGGUCCACCUGAAGCGUGAAAGGCACUUGAUGAAGAUUGGAGCCCUGCUCGAAGAAAGUAAGAACAUGGCAAUAUCCGAGUCACAGAAAGCAAACCUGUACCCGGACAGCGUGCCGCAGCAUGCGGAGAAAAUGAAUUGUGAAUUAGAUUUGGGGAACAACCACGGAGAUGAGAGACACCAACUGAAUGUUUGCUCCCCUUGCAAAGAAAACAACCAAAUGAAAAAAAAUCCUCCAGAAAUUGCCAACGACCAAGAACCACCCUCAGAAUGGGAUUGUGCUAUGUGUCGGGAAAAAUGUAACUCUGAAUCUCAGAUUGAGCAUCAUUGUGAAAGCAGAAGGAAUCAACAGAAGACCGACGUGAUACUCCGCGAAGGCGAUAUUGCGAUAGUGAACAGUCUCCACAUCGUAUCCUCAUGCAAGGAAGGCGAUAACAACAGCACGGGCAUUACACCACAGGAAGCAAAAUCAGACGAGAACAAUGUGCAGCAGCAUGCAGAGAAGCCACCUCCGGUAUGGGAUUGCAGCGUUUGCCAAGUUACGUGUAACCGCGAAUCGGAUUUGGUGUUCCACCUGAACAGUAAAAGGCACUUAAAGAAGUUUCGGGCCCUACUCGAAGGAAGCAAUAAUAAGGCAAUGAAUUCUGACUCACAGACAGCAAACUUGAACCAGGACAGUGUGCCUCAGCAUGCGGAGAAAACAAAUUGCGAACUAAACUGGGAGAGCUACCACAGACUCGGAGACAAGAAACACCAACUCAAUGUUCAGGCCCUUGGCGAAGCAAUCAACCAAGAUAAAAACAGUCCGGCAGAAAAGGACCAGAUGCUGUCCUUGGAAUGGGACUGCGCGAUGUGCCAGGCCAAAUGUAACUCUAAAGUUCAACUUGAGCAUCACUGCACAGGCAGAAAGCAUCAGCAGAAGACCCAGGCUGUACUUGGCGAAGGUGAUAUUGCGGAAAUAAGCAGUAGCAAUGAUAUGGCGAAGAACGUUGUGUCACGGGACGCAAAGUCGCGUGAAAGAAAUGUGCCACAGCAUGUGGAGAAGCCACCUUUAGUAGGUUGCAGCAUUUGCCAAGUUAUCUGUGGCCGUGAAUCAGAUCUAGAGAUCCACCUGAAGGCUAAAAGGCACUUAAAGAAGAUUCGAGCUCUAUUUGAAGAAAGCCAGAAGGCAAUCAACUCAGAGUCUCUGAAAGCAAACUUGAACCGGGACAGCGGGCCGCUACAAGUGGGGAAAAUGGACUGUGACCUAGACUCGGAGAACCACCUUAGAGAUGAAAGACACCAACUGAAUGUUCGGACCCUUUGCGAAACAAUCAACCAAGAGGAAAACAGUCCACCAGAAAUUUCCAAAGACCAAACACCAUCCUCGGAAUGGGAUUGCGCUGCGUGCCAGGCCAAAUGUAUCUCUAGAGCCCAUUUUGAGAAUCAGUGCAUAAGCAGAAAGCAUCAACAGAGGACCCAGGUGAUGCUCAGCGAAGGUGAUAUUGCGAUAGUGAACAGUCUCCACAUGGGAGCAUCAUGCAAAGGCAGUAACAAUGUGUCACAGGAUGCAAAAUCGCAUGAGAGCAAUGCACCAGAGCAUGAGUCACCUCCAAUAAAGAGUUGCAGCAUUUGCCAAGGUAUCUGUAACUGCGAAUCGGAUUUGGAUAUCCACCUGAUGAGUAAAAGGAUCCAAGUUGUCACAGAAGAAUGCAAGAACACGGCAAUGAGUUCUGAGUUACAGAAAGCAAAGUUGAAUUCAAGCGACGUGCCACAACAUGUAGAGGAAACGAGUUGCCAGUUAAACUGGGAGAGCUACUCCAGACGCGGAGACGAGAGUCUCCAACUGGUGGAUGAUCAGGCCCUUUGCGAAAAAAUCAACCAAGAUAAAAACAAUCCACCAGAGAUUGCCAAGGACCAAAUACCGUCCUCGGAAUGGGAUUGCGCUACAUGCCAGGCCAAAUGUAACUCUAAGGCUCAAUUUGAGAAUCACUGCAUGAGCAGAAAGCAUCAAAGGAAGGUUCAGGUGAUGCUCGCCAGAGGCGAUUUGUCGUAAAAAGGUAGUGUCGAGACCGCAGAUGAACUAGCUUCAGAUCAGAUGGCUCGAAUGGCAAGGAUGAACUUCCUUUGGAUGGCUCAAGUAGCAAGAAUGAACUGCCUUGGGAGAAAGUGGAGGAGAACCUUUGAGAGGUCUGCGAUCUGCAGUGCAACAUCGGUGGAACACUGGAACAUCGCCGUGUCCGAAGCUAGGGCUUGUGUUCGUGUAUGCAGGUGUAUGGUUGUUAGGGGAAGUUGCAAACAUGAUGUAUGUAUAUUCAUUCGAAUUAUGUGAUGGCAUUGCAAGAAUCUAAUGUCGUCCAUUUCAGGACAAACUGCUGACUGGUUUACUGUUUUAGGAGUAAUUUUCAAUGAUUCAUGCCAUGUGAUAAUCAGUAUACAUACUGUACGAUCCA
This is a messenger RNA of Triticum aestivum (bread wheat), 4632 nucleotides long. RefSeq lists its product as uncharacterized. Gene Ontology annotation, molecular function: zinc ion binding; nucleic acid binding. The transcript is spliced from 4 exons. The coding region runs from base 189 to 4235 and encodes 1348 amino acids. The record is from RefSeq and is a predicted model, not a curated record. NCBI's taxonomy places the organism in Eukaryota, Viridiplantae, Streptophyta, Magnoliopsida, Poales, Poaceae.